Molecule: messenger RNA, 1894 nt
Organism: Neohortaea acidophila
Lineage: Eukaryota; Fungi; Ascomycota; Dothideomycetes; Mycosphaerellales; Teratosphaeriaceae
Product: DNA primase
Exons: 3
Coding region: 158-1684 (508 amino acids)
Biological process (GO): DNA replication, synthesis of primer
Cellular component (GO): alpha DNA polymerase:primase complex
Source: RefSeq, a predicted model, not a curated record
GUUAGGGAAGGUGUCGCGUGAUGCCUGAGGCCUCCAUCCCCGCCAAAUCACGUCGCGUCCUCCAUUACGCGAUCCAACUUUCAUCAAGCGUCCGCUCUGUCUUUGCUUCCUUGAUCCACCACACACCGGUUGCAUCCACAUCACUGCGGCCUUCAAGAUGCUGGCAGUCACGACAAACCCUCGCAUCGAUCCCAAGAAACGCGCCGUCCUCGACCCCCGCAAACGACAAUUCGCCAAAGCACAAUGGGUCGAGCAAGAGUAUGCCCAUCGCAUGAACUUCUACACCACCCCGCCCACCGGUGACAUCAGUCUCGAGCAGUUCGAGGAAUGGGGCAUUGCGCGGUUAAAGGUGCUGGCUGAGCUGGAAGCCUGCCAGUUCCGCAAUAAGCCUCCCGCCGAGACGGAGGAGUACAUGCGUCCGGUGUUGGAGAAGCACAUGCGACUGAGCAGUACGCGCAGUAGGAGCUCGGAAACGGCAAUGGAGAGGAAGAAAGACCACUACUCCCACUGGUCCUUGCGCCUGGCUUUCAGCGGUACGGCCGACCUCCGACAAAGAUUUGCCCGGCUGGAGACGCAACUCUUCAAACUGCGCUUACAACACGACGAUCUCGCCGAGCGAAGGGCCUUCAUCGAUUCCCUCCCGAUGAGCUGGGAGACGGUGACUGCGGAGGAGAAGAAUCUGUGGCUGGAUGAGCUCAAAGCUGCUACUGGCUUCAGCUCGAUGAGAGGCGAUGAGGAAAGCUGGUUCAAGGUCGAUUGGGAGAUGGUCCCCGAGCUGGUCGAGAGACGGCAGGUCUUGCUCAAAAGGGGCAAGGCGUAUGUGCAUGUCAGAGAGCAGCAGACCAUGGUCGUCAACGAGUUCUCGCGCCGUCUCGAGGCCGGCCUUGAACUUGCCGCCCGCUUCUUACCGCGCAUGGACGAAGACAACCGACUCGCCCCAAUCCUGCAUCACUUGUCGCAAUCCUUUGUUGCGCCAGAUGCAGGCUACAGCGAAAGUUCGAGCAUUGGUGACAUGGCGAGCAUCAAUGCCAGUAGCAUCGAUGCCCUGAGCCAGCACUUCCCCCUCUGCAUGCUAAAUCUACAUCGCGAGUUGCGCAAAGACAGCCACCUGAAGCACUACGGCCGCCUGCAAUACACUCUCUUCCUUAAAGGAAUCGGCCUGAGCCUCCAAGAGUGCAUUGUGUUUUGGAGGAAGAGCUUCAAGCUCCUCACCGACGAGAAAUUCAAAUCGGAGUAUUUGUACAAUAUCCGCCACUCGUACGGAGACGUGGGCGGCGAUGCAAACAAGCGAGGUCGAGGUUACACGCCUUACUCUUGCCAGAAACUCCUCACAGAGGCCCUUCCUUCAGGUGGCCAGAGUCAUGGAUGUCCGUACCGAACAUACUCCCCGGACAAUCUGGUUGCUUUGUUACAAAACGUCGGCAUCAACGAUCGCGAGCUUCUGCGUGGAGUGAGGGAAGAUGUGGGCAAGCAACGGUAUCAUAUCGCUUGCAACAGAGUGUUUGAGACAACACACAAGAACGAGAUCAAGAAGGUCAAGGACCAAUCACUUUGGCCCGCCAGUGAACUUGAUACCAUCCUUCAUCCCAAUACAUACUUCAAGCGAGGCUUCCUGUUGAAGAACCUGGGAAAGGUGCAGAGUGGAGAUAUUGGAGUUGACGUACCGACGCAGAUGUCGGAGUAAUGACGGCCGAACGGCAACGAGCAUAUCGGAGGCAUUGCAUAUCGCGAAGGCGUUUUACUGUUGGAUUAGAAGAACUGUCAGCUGUCUAACAUGGCACUGGAAUUUCAUGCACGUCGCUUUUCACGAAUAUUGGAGAGACGGAUAUGGGUUUACCUGAAACCUCUGAUCCGUGCAUCAGGCUGCGCCCGUGCGUAAUUCAGAGCACAACGG